AUGUCGACGGCCGAGAUCGCUCAGAUCUAUCGAUUUCAGCUGCUCUCGCAAUCUCUUGCAGCCGCAGAGGUACAACCGCUUGCAGGCAUGCUCGUGCAGAGUCCUGGGCAGAGAGGUCGCAAGGGGCCGAGCCCGAAGACGUAUGUUGCUGUUGGAGCAAGCACUGGAGCUUUGCAGCUGCGAGAAGUGGAAUGGGUACUAACAUGCCCGACGUUGACCAGCUGCGAGCAGACCUUGGUCUCGUUCAGAGAGAGCGAGGCGAUGGAGGGGGUGCAUCUCACUCUCAUCAGCGACGACGCCAAGCUCAGAGAGACGUUUGCAGUCGAGCUCACAGCAGACACCUUCGUUCCUAGGGGAAAGAUCGCCAAGCAGAGGAAGGUACUUCGCGACAGGGACCAAGCUAGGCACAGCAGCUUUAGAGUACAGAUCAAGUCGAGGUCAAGCAUGAGCACAGGCCGCUUCUCGAGGAAAGAGAUGGAAGCGCUGUGCGGAGGAGGUAACACAUCGAUCACGAGAGUCAAGCGAGCCAUAUUGGAGUUAGCAAGAAGAAUAAAUCUCAAGCUGCUGGAAUGGGAGCCUGAUAGCUCUCUCCCUGGCGACCAAGGCAGAGACUCGACGCUUGAUGGACGACCGACAUGCCCUUUUACUUGGAAGGGAUCCUGGAAGUCAAGCUGGAAGCUGUGGGUUUUAAGCUCAACCCUCAGCAUGAGGAGGAGAGGAGCCCGAGCAGCGAGGAGCAAGCCCAAGAGCCCCAAGGGCACUGAGCAGCAAGGCGCUAGAUGGCUGGAGCUCAGCGACAUCGACAGGAUCACCAUGGAAGCAGCGUCACAAGAGUGUUGGCAACCUGCAUGA
Molecule: messenger RNA, 852 nt
Organism: Guillardia theta CCMP2712
Lineage: Eukaryota; Cryptophyceae; Pyrenomonadales; Geminigeraceae
Exons: 2
Coding region: 1-852 (283 amino acids)
Source: RefSeq, a predicted model, not a curated record